AUGCGGAUCCAGCUGGGCUUUAACGGGUCCUUCCUGGGCCUGGUGUAUAGCACCGAGUACGCGCACGACCCGGACUGCGUGUACGUGAACGGCACCGGCAGGGCCAGCUACCAGUUUCAGGUGCGUGUGAACCGCUGCGGCACGCUGGGCCGCACCGACGUCGCCCAGUCCGCCCUGGACUCCCCGCCCGGCACUGCCGGAGAAAAGCAACUCUGGAACUCUCUUACGGUCCAGUACAACCGGUUGAUUGAAGAGGACGCCGACGAGAGGUUUCGAGUGACUUGCGAGUACGCCUUCGACUACUGGAAGACCGUCAACUUCCCGCUCCUCAACGUCGAGGUCAACACGGGAGUGCCCGUGGUGUUCACGCUUCCGCCGCCCCAGUGCUCGAUGGAGGUACGGCUGGGCUUCGGGCUGUCCGGACCCAGGGCGCAGGGACCGGUCACGGUGGGAGACCCCCUCACCCUCGUCGUCACCAUGACCAGCGUCCUGCGUGACGUGGACAUUUUAGUCAGCAACUGCGUAGCCCACAACGGCGCAGACCAAAAGCUGCAGCUUGUAGACGUCCACGGGUGCACUCUGCAAGACAAGCUGCUGAGCGCCUUCCGUGGAUCCCACUCAAGCCGCACCGAAGGCGGCCAGCAGGUGACGCUGUUCGCCUUCCUCAAGGCCUUCCGCUUCACGGGAAGCCGGGCCCUGUACGUCGAGUGCGACGUCCACAUGUGCCACGGCUCUUGCCCGACGCAGCAAUGCUCGUGGCGCCAUCUCGAAAAGCGGUCAGUAGUCCGGCCCGAAAACGAUACGUCCUUCGAGACGCUAAACCUCUUCCACGCUCUGGAGGUGCUCCAUUCCGAAGUCAACACUGAAGAUCACUCUCCGCGUUCAGAAUCGGGUGCCAGCCUGGUGUGCCUGAAGACAAGCGGCUUCGCGGCUGCCGUGUCUCUGCUGCUUCUCACGCUGGUGCUGUGCUGCCUGCUUUCCGUCUGCACUGUGACAAGACUCAAGAGCGGUCACGUGAAGGCGAGUCCACUGCACGAAGACGCCUGCUGA
Messenger RNA from Ixodes scapularis (black-legged tick), 1050 nucleotides. RefSeq lists its product as uncharacterized. Lineage: Eukaryota; Metazoa; Arthropoda; Arachnida; Ixodida; Ixodidae. The transcript is spliced from 7 exons. Bases 1 to 1050 code for a protein of 349 amino acids. The record is from RefSeq and is a predicted model, not a curated record.